Messenger RNA from Paramecium sonneborni, 1522 nucleotides. Lineage: Eukaryota; Ciliophora; Oligohymenophorea; Peniculida; Parameciidae. The record is from the annotation of a GenBank genome assembly.
GUAAAUGAAUACCCAAGAGAGCAUUCUCCAAGGUAAGAUAUUUAUUAAGAAAGCUUAGCAAUAAGUUUAAAAAACGAGAAAAGGUAUGAUGAAGCUAUACAGAUACUAUCAAAAUGUGAUUAAAAUGACUCUGAGGUUCUUUAUCAUAUUGGAGAUAUAUAUUUAAUAUUUAAGUAUCCAAAUGAAGCUUUAUAAUGUUUCGAAAAUUCCCUCAUCAAAAACCCUCAAUAAGCAAUGACUAUUAAAGAUAUGGGAAGAGCAUUUAUGUUAAAAAAGGAAUACACAAAAGCUGUAAAUAGUUUCUUAAAAGCAUACAAAUUGGAUUAACAACAAUAAGACAUAUUUAAAUUGAUCAGUAUCAUGUUACUUAUUUUUAUUUAGCCAUGUGUUAUAUGGAGAAUGGUGAAUAUGAUAAAGCAUUUGUUUAUGCCAAUCAACAACUAGCUCGUUUUCCAAAAGAUCCUGAUUCCUAUUGUUUGAGAGGUGAGUUUUAAAAUAUUUUGAUAGGUAAAUACUAUUUAAACACAUGUAAAUAUGAGUAAUCAAUUGACAGUUUGAAUAUAUGUUUGAAAUUGAGACCUAAUAAUGCUUAUGCAUUAGGAACUAAAGGUUAAAGAAAUUGAUAUUCUUUUAAUAGGAUAGGCAUUUAUGAUGCUAGGGAAAAUGCAUGAAGGACAUCAAUGUUUAAAUGAAGCCAUAUCAAUUAAUCCUAAUAUUGCAGAGUUACAUGUUGAUAUUGGUUUACUUUUUGAAGGAAUGAGUAACAUUUACCUUGCAAUUUUAUCAUACGAUCAAGCAUUAUAAAUAUAACAUGAUAAUCCAAUAUCAAUUUAAAGAUUAUGUAUAUAUUUGAUUUAUUAAAAUAGAUAAUUUAAAAUUACAUCAAUAUUAAAAAUUAGAUAAUCACAAGAACACAAAAACUAAACUAUCUUAAAAUUAUAAUGAAAUAAUCACUAAGGUACCUUAAUCCUAAUAAUAUUAUAUUGCAUUAUUCUAUACUAUCUCUAACUUUUUGUAAGGAUAUUUGAAUGUAACAGAUAUUACAAAAUUAAAUUACUAAAAGUAGAUUGGCUAUAUUAAAAAUUUAAUUGAUAUUAAUCAUUAAUUAGGAGUUUUAUGCUCUCCAAUCUCAUCAUUUUUUAGAAUUAUUGAAUGUUACUUAGGUAAAACUAAUUCUGAAAUUUAACACUAUAUUUCGGAAUGGAUUAGUUAGAAAUACCUUAAAACUUUCGCUCUUAAAGAUUUUAAUAUUAUUCUAUCAAAUAUCGUAGGAGAAGCUGUUAUAUACAAAAAUUCUAAACAAUUAUUUAAUCAAGAAAACUAAUAGCUUAAGAUAGAUCAUUUAUAACCAAUAAUACAAAACAGCGAAAAUUAAAUCUUCAAUAAUUAUUAGGCCAUCUUAGGAUUACAUGAUGGUUUAAAUAUGAUUUAAAGAAUGUUAAUUUUUUGUACUCCAUUUUUAAAGACUUGGGAUGCAGAUUUUAAAUCUAUUCUAAUAAAUAUUUUAUGUUAUGAUGAAUGA